GUCCGAGCCGCAAUCUCGGCGGCGGCGGCGGCGGCGGCAGGGGGAGCCCGCGGCCCGCCGCCGGCUGGGCGCUCGCGCGGCGAGGACGAGCCGAAGGAAGGAGCUGGGGAGCCGGUUCCGGACGGAGGAGAGGGGCAGUGCUGCAGAGCGUGCUGGCGGCGGCGGAAGAUGCCGAGCACCGACCUUCUGAUGCUGAAGACCUUCGAGCCCUACUUUGAGAUUCUGGAGGUCUAUUCCACAAAGGCCAAGGACUAUGUCAAUGGGCAUUGCACCAAGUACGAGCCCUGGGAGCUGAUUGCCUGGAGUGUCACGUGGACCCUGCUGGUCGUGUGGCUCUAUGGGUUUGUCUUCCAGCCUGAGAGUUUAUGGUCACGGUUUAAAAAGAAAUGUUUGCGGCUCUGCAGGAGGAUGCCUAUUAUUGGCCGAAAGAUCCAGGAGAAGGUGAACAAGGCCAAGGAUGACAUUAACAAGAACAUGUCCUUCCUGAAAGUGGACCAAGAGUACGUGAAGGCUCUCCCCGCGCAGGGCCUGAGCCCGACGGCCGUGCUGGAGAAACUCAAGGAGUACAGUUCCAAGGAUGCCUUUUGGCAAGAAGGGCGCGCCUCGGGGGCAGUGUACAAUGGGGAGGAGAAGCUGACGGAACUCCUGGUGAAGGCUUAUGGAGAUUUUGCUUGGAGCAAUCCACUGCAUCCAGAUAUUUUCCCAGGACUGCGUAAGAUAGAGGCGGAGAUUGUGAGGAUAUCAUGCUCUCUGUUCAACGGGGGACCCGACUCCUGUGGAUGUGUGACCUCUGGAGGGACCGAAAGCAUCCUGAUGGCUUGCAAAGCUUAUCGGGACCUGGCCUUGGCAAACGGGAUCAAGACCCCAGAAAUUGUGGCCCCCCAAAGCGCCCACGCCGCGUUUGACAAAGCAGCCAAUUAUUUUGGGAUGAAGAUUACCCGGGUGCCGCUGAACAAAAUGAUGGAGGUGGAUGUCCGGGCCAUGAGAAGAGCCAUCUCCAAGAACACCGCCAUGCUCGUCUGCUCCACUCCGGGCUUUCCUCACGGGGUGAUGGACCCUGUCCCCGAAGUGGCCAAGUUGGCGGUCAAAUAUAAAAUACCUCUUCACGUAGACGCUUGCUUGGGGGGUUUCCUCAUCGUCUUCAUGGAGAAAGCAGGGUACCCACUGGACCAGCCGUUUGACUUCCGGGUGAAGGGGGUGACCAGCAUUUCAGCUGAUACUCACAAGUACGGCUAUGCCCCCAAGGGCUCGUCGGUGGUGCUGUACAGUGAGAAGAAGUACAGGAACUACCAGUUCUUCAUUGCCACGGACUGGCAAGGUGGCAUCUACGCUUCCCCCACCAUCGCAGGCUCACGGCCGGGCGGCAUCAGCGCAGCCUGCUGGGCCACCCUGAUGCACUUCGGUGAGAGCGGCUAUGUGGAAGCCACCAAACAGAUCAUCAAAACUACUCGCUUCCUCAAGUCAGAACUGGAGACCAUCAAAGGCAUCUUUGUUCUGGGGAACCCUCAGGUGUCCGUCAUCGCUCUGGGCUCCCGAGACUUCGACAUCUUCCGACUCUCUAACUUGAUGACAGCCAAGGGCUGGAACCUGAACCAGUUGCAGUUCCCGCCCAGCAUCCACUUCUGCGUCACCUUAGUGCACACCAGGAAGCGAGUUGCCAUCCAGUUCCUGAAGGACGUCCGGGAAUCCGUCACUCAGAUCAUGAAGAACCCGAAAGCAAAGACCACGGGAAUGGGCGCGAUCUAUGGCAUGGCCCAGACAGUCGUGGACAGGAACCUGGUGGCAGAAUUGUCCUCGGUCUUCCUGGACAGCCUCUUCAGCACAGACACCGUGACCCAGGGCAGCCAGAUGAAUGGGUCUCCCAAGCCCCGCUGAGCCUGGAGCCUCUCGGGGUGUGGACCAGGCCACACAGUUCCAACAUCCGGUGUUGCCCCACCGAGCACAAGAAGAGAGACCAUGAGACCGCGCGAUGCUCAGGAUACUUCCUCCUCUUCCUCUCCUCCUUUCGUGGGUUUGAAUGUGAAUGCCCCGAAGGGUCCUAUUUCAUAACGGUUCCGCCCUUCCCAUGAGCGUCCCCUCCCCCCCCCAGAAUGAUUCUGACCAGACCCAUCUCUAACCUCUAGCUUCCAGCUUCACUUAAUCACUGUGUGGGCAGCUCUGGACUGUCUUGAUUUCUUUGGGAAGCCGGAGUACAGUUUAUGAGACAGAAGGUUUUUCUUCCUUAUUUCGGACAACUUGGCUAGUCAGAUAAGGAGCGUUUUGGGUGCCGUGUGUUCCCAGGUGGGCGUGAGCCCUCCCCGAAGCACAGGGCCCUGUUCUCCUUUUUCUCAGGCUGGCUCGUUGUCUCUGAUGCCGGCACUGUUAUUCCAGCUGACAGUCCCCCUCCCAGAACACCGAUUGGCCUUCCUGUCACCCGGCCUGCCCUGCGUGGUCUUGCUAACCUCUCUGCUCAGAGGUGGGGCUGGGCGUAGCUCGCUGCCCUGCUGCUCUGCUUGUAAUUUCCCUGUGAUACUCGGCCACUGCCGUGUUUGGAGAUUCUUGUUGAAAUUAUGCUCUGUUCCUCUGUUCCUGUUUUGUGGCCUAGGAAGAGAAGGUGGUUUCCAGAGGACUCGGGCCUGUCUUGGCCCUGCCCUGGGGCCGGUGAUGACGGGAGACUUGGACUCUUCCUGGUGCUUCUCCACGACAAGUAGGGCAAGCGCCCAGGUCGAGUCUCUGCCCCUGGAGCUGGUUGGGGGACAGGGGGACCCUCCUUCCCCUUCGCACCGUCACUAUGAGAAUAAUCGUCCCGAGAGCAUGUUUGCUUGACCGGGAGCUGCCUCACCGCUCCGACGCCGCCGUGACUUCUUGGCAGGUGUGAGGUGUGAGGGCUCCAGGCAGGGGCGGUUUCUUCUCUCCUUGGCCCGUUCUCCCGCCCCUUCCCUCGACUCGGCCCCCCACGGUACAAUGGCAGUUUCGCCUCCGGUACUGGACGCUUCGAGCCCGGGCUCGGAGGGAGAAACGCUUUGGAACAGGAACACAAGCACGUGUCCGUGCCACCUCGGGCCUGGCGUCUGUCGGGAGAGUAGUCGCUCAGGGUGGUACAGGGCCGGGGCCAAGCCCUGCGCCCGCUUCCGGCCUUCUCUCCCGCAUGGGCCUGACCUUGGUGGACCCCUGCCCAUCUCAGAGGAUGACCUACUGUGUGCCUUUCCCUCAGCAGUACACAGCGCGGGGCCAGUCCUGACCCAGGCCCCCGUCUGUGACGGUCUCACGUGGGUAAGGGAGUACUUAGGAUAAGUGAGGAGAAAUGUUCCGGUUCCAUAUUAUCCUUCUCAGGGACUCCCGGUCACUGGCCUCCAGGCUGGUGCCCUUUGGCCGCUGCCUGCCCUCCCCUCGCCCCCAGAAUGCUGGCCAGCAGAGCCAAGGUGGCCCCCCACCCCCCCCACCCCGGGCUCCUUAUCACUGUACUGACACAGAACUGUGACUGGCUGGGCCAGUUGUCGACCUGGUGGGCACCUCCAGAAAGAGGCACAGUGUCAGUGCUGGGCGGGCACGUUCCAGCAGGGCACCACGGUGCCAGCCCGCUCAGGCAGAGAAGCACAUCGUGUCCAUGAGAGUGCGCGGUGGCACCCGGGGGCUCCCCUCGGGCUGUCGGGGUCACUGCAGCAUGGGUCUUGGCCCUCUGCAGGAGCCCUCUGGUAGGUCGUCACGUGCCUUAGCUUUGCGUGUCUGUAGGUGGGUGGCACCUCAUCUGGCGGGUGGGGGUGGGGGGACAGCCCGGUCCUGUCGUGUUGCCGAGCAGAGGCCCCCCGGGCCCUUGUGGAAACCUCUCACCCGCGCCUGCCUUAGCGUCGCCGUGUGCGGGCUCUGCCCAGCCACUUUUCAUAUUGCUGGUUUUAUACUUGGAAAUGGUACUUGCCUCUUUGUGAAUCUCCUGUCUUUAACCCCCCGCCCCUGUCCCGUCUCAGUGCGCCCUUCCUAACUGCAGCAAUAAUCUCUCCGAAAGCAAUUAUGUCAUUAAAUAUCCCAAAUCUUAAUCGUGGUUGUUUGCUUCUGUGUGUUCAGGCAGAUCCCAGAUAAGGUGGUGGGGGGCCCCGUGGCACAGGCCGCUUGUGAGGGGUCGCCCCCUGGUGGUGAGACGCUCGCGUCUCCCCGCGGAUAUUGGGGCCCUUGAACGAAAGAUUUCUUGAUGAGGUUUCUCGGGAGCACUCCCCAGGAAAGCACUCGUUGCGUGGAGUCGCAGGUCACAGUCGCGAGUGCUUUCUUGAUUUGCUCUGCCCCGAGUCCUGAGGCGGUCUGGGACGCAGCUCUCCGACCCCGUUUGGUCGUCGUCCUCACGCACGGGGGUGUGGCUGGCGACCGGAGCCCAGACCUCGCACCCUGAGCUUGGUCUGGGGCUGAUGGAAGCCUCCUAUUAGCCUAGUAAGCGUAACCGCUUGGCAUGUUGCUCCAUUGCCACCGGAUGUGGAAAUCUUUCCAGAGGGUUCCUCAGUGACCAGCUGUCCAAGCGUGGCCCUGAGGCCAUCUCAGCCUUCCCAGAAUCCCGCCACAUUUGCAGUGGUUUUCUGCCAUGUCCACCCUGAGGGGCCAGAUGGACUGGACUCAGGACAGCUUGGACGGCUUCUCCUGCUCCCUGGGGUUGGGGGUCCCUGGGCCUUCUCUGCAUGCGGCCGGACGCAGCCGGGCCGAGCUGCUCUGGGCUCUCCACCCAGUCACAGCCGAGGUACUGAUGAAGCCUGUCGGGCAAGCACAAGUCAGGGAUUUCAGAGGAUUUUUUCCUUGACUUGGAGUCUUACUUAAUUGCUUUCUUUCUUCUUGUAUUUAUUUUUCAUAAUCUAUCCUCAACAUCCGCUCGUAUGAUUUUCAGUUACUUGCAUUAAUUUUAGAAUAAAUGUAUUUAUUUCUAAGCGUGCGUUGCUUGUGUCUUUGUCCUACUUGCAGGCGCC
Molecule: messenger RNA, 4922 nt
Organism: Sorex fumeus (smoky shrew)
Lineage: Eukaryota; Metazoa; Chordata; Mammalia; Eulipotyphla; Soricidae
Gene: SGPL1
Product: sphingosine-1-phosphate lyase 1
Exons: 15
Coding region: 169-1875 (568 amino acids)
Biological process (GO): sphingolipid catabolic process; carboxylic acid metabolic process
Cellular component (GO): endoplasmic reticulum
Molecular function (GO): pyridoxal phosphate binding; sphinganine-1-phosphate aldolase activity
Source: RefSeq, a predicted model, not a curated record